Messenger RNA from Strongylus vulgaris, 804 nucleotides. The record is from the annotation of a GenBank genome assembly. NCBI's taxonomy places the organism in Eukaryota, Metazoa, Nematoda, Chromadorea, Rhabditida, Strongylidae.
UCCCUCAAUGGUGGCAUCUUCCACAAAAAGCUCACUAGCCAGUUCCAACCACUAGUUGUGCGAUAUACUGAUUUGAUGGAACACUCAAUAUCUCAGUCUAUAGAUAAGGGAUUUUCGAAGGAGAAAUGGGAACCAAGAAAAGAAGGAUGUGCUACAUCAGAAGACAUCUAUUGGAAGCUAGAUGCGCUUCAAACCUUCGUGAGCGAUCUGAACUGGCCCGAGGAAGAAUUCCGCAAAUACCUAAACGUCCGCAUGAAGAGCCUUACUUCCGACAUGAUCUCCAAAGUAGCCAGCAGGCAACAAUUUGAUGGCUGGAUGCAGAGAGCACGAAAAUCGACAGAUUACAUUUUGCCUUCAGAAGUAUGCGUAAUGAUCAAUGUUCUGUUCAGCUCAAAGGCAAGAGCCACAAAAACAGCUGUGGAUGGUGGAGAGUUCAAGUAUCAGUCGAAAUUGGAUGAAACCUUGGACACUAUGCUUUCCGAUAUGGAGACAUGUAUCCAAGACAAGUUAAUAGGUGUAUUGGAAUUUGUGCUUGGAAAACUCGCUCGCUAUGAUGAAGGUAAUCCGAUUGGAGCACUACUUAGCAUGGCGCCUAAACCAACCUCAAUAUUCAACAAGAUGAAAACAAUGGUAGGAGAACAAGGUAUUCACAUGGGAGGAAAUGCCGCUGCAACACCAACGACACCUCAAAACCAGGUAUACUCUCAAAAUAUACGCGCUCAGGUUUCUGUUUUUAUGCUUUUUUCAAGAAGGCUCCUGUUUCUCAACAGCAAUCGACAGGACAUUUUGGAAACUCGUAUGUGA